AUGAGCUUCUGUCCGGAGAUGUCAACGGAGAAAGUCCUCGGAAUGUGGUGGGACACAACUACUGAUACGUUUACGUUCAAGUUAUCACCGAAACACGAUGCAGAACUACUUUCCGGAGCAAGGAUGCCAACGAAACGUGAAGUCUUGAGAACUUUGAUGACUGUAUACGACCCUAUGGGACUCAUCGGCAACUUUCUCAUUUAUUUGAAAAUCCUGCUCCAGGAGAUUUGGCGUUCCGGAACCGGUUGGGACGAUGAGAUCGACUCGAGGUUGACCGAGAAGUGGUUAACAUGGAUUGAAGCGCUGCCGAAUGUUCGUCAAGUUACUAUCCCACGCUGUUACCGAACUGUGACGUCCAUCGAGUCAACCAACAGUGUGGAGCUGCAUGUUUUCUGCGAUGCCAGUGAAAAUGGAAUAGCUGCCGUUGCCUACUUUAAAUUCCAAGAAGGAGAUAAGGCGGAAUGUGCGCUGAUUGGAUCAAAGACCCGUGUAGCCCCGUUGAAGUUCCUCUCUAUUCCUCGUCUUGAGUUGCAGGCCGCAGUAGUUGGAGCACGCUUUGCCGAUAGUAUUGUCAAGUCACACAGAAUGAAGAUUACACGACGAGUUUUCUGGACUGAUUCCCGUGAUGUAGUGUGCUGGUUACGGUCUGAUCAUCGACGAUACAGCCAAUUUGUUGCGUUUAGGGUCAGCGAACUUCUUGAUACCACACAAGUAGGAGAAUGGAGAUGGCUUCCAACUAAGCAGAACGUAGCGGAUGAAGGAACAAAGUGGCAAAGAUUGCCGAACUUUCAGCCGAGCAGUCGUUGGUUCCGAGGACCAGACUUCCUACUAGAACCCGAAGAUUCGUGGCCUGGCGACGCUGGAGAUCAAGGAACGACGAUGGAAGAGAUCCGUGCUAGCGUUCUUCACCACCAAGGAGCCAAACCACUGAUCAUCUCUUUCGAACGUUUUUCGAAAUGGCAACGACUUUUGCGAUCUGUCGGAUACUUACACCGUUAUUUCAUCAACUUCCAGAACACCGUUAGAAAAACCACACUAGUGAGAGGCGCUCUGACACAGGAGGAGUUGAAAUCAGCUGAGAACACAAUCUACCGAUGUGUUCAGCAGCAGGCUUACUCGGACGAAGUUCGAUUGAUACGCAGUCGAGUACAAGGAGCUUCACCCUGGGAACGUACGUUGCCGAAAUCCAGUGCUCUCUACAAACUAAAUCCAGUCAUCGAUGAGCACGGUGUUCUACGAAUGCAAGGACGUAUCGGCGCCUGCGAAUGGGCAGAUGAGGCCACGAAAAACCCAGUUAUACUCCCGAGGCAACAUCACGUAACAAACCUGUUGAUCGCUGACUACCACGCUAAGUACCAUCAUCAGAAUCAUCAAACCGCAUUGAAUGAGAUUCGACUUAAGUACAAUAUUCCUCGCCUCCGCUCCGAACUUGAUCGUGUUAGAAGGAACUGUCUAAGGUGUAAAAUCCGCCAGGCUAGUCCAAGGCCUCCAGCUAUGGGUAAUCUUCCACCAGCCCGACUGGCAGCCUACCAGCGACCCUUCUCGUACACCGGAAUAGACUAUUUUGGACCAAUGACCGUGCUAGUUGGCAGGCGUACCGAGAAACGAUGGGGAGUUCUUUUCACCUGCAUGACCACCAGAGGCAUACAUAUCGAGAUCGCACAUUCCCUGUCUACGGAUUCUUGCAUCUUAGCUCUACGUAAUUUCAUCGCAAGAAGAGGUCCACCUUUGGAGAUCAUCAGUGAUCGGGGAACCAACUUCAUCGGAGCAUCGAGGGAGCUACGUGAAGCACUGGCGAAGAUCGACGAAGAACGUCUGAAAGUAGAAUUCGUCAGCCCAGAUACUAAGUGGACGUUCAAUCCUCCGGCUGCCCCACAUUUCGGUGGCUGUUGGGAGCGUUUAAUUCAGUCAGUCAAGAAGACCAUGAACGACUUCGACCCCCCGCGUUUACCUUCAGACGAAAUUUUACGAUCCAUGCUGAUGGAAAUUGAAAUGAUAUUGAACUCAAGACCAUUGACAGACAUACCGAUAGACAACGACAAUGAGCCCCCCUUAACACCUAACCAUUUUUUGUUGGGUUCUUCGAAUGGUAGUAAGCCCCCGAUCGUUUUCGACAAUACACCGAUUACUCUGAAACGAUCGUGGACGAUGGCACAACAAUACGCUGAUCUUUUCUGGAAGAAGUGGGUAAAUGAAUAUCUGCCCACGCUGACGCGAAGGACCAAGUGGUUUCAACCCGUGAAGCCCAUUCAGGAAGGAGACUUGGUGAUGGUCGUCGACAAUAACCUGCCAAGGAAUUGCUGGCCAAGAGGACGUGUGAUCAAAGCUGUUCCGGCGCAUGAUGGUCAGGUUCGUCGUGUUACUGUUCAGACAUUAAAGGGGCUUCUAGAGAGACCUGCUACCAAGGUUGCCGUGUUAGAUGUCGGUGCAACAGGAGGUAAGCCACAGGGACAGUGACGUACCGAGGGGGAGUGUCACAACCGUCCGGAGUGAAGCACCUUUCACUAAUAGCCACCUUGCCACUUGCCGUCAAUCAGAAUUUUGAAUCACGAAAUGUGAUCAAAGUAACCGCAGGUCUUUACUAACGAAAAAUCAUAAGCAGAGCAAGUGUGCGAGUGAAUUGUGUGCCGAGUAAGAUAGUAGCUACAAGCAGUUGUGAGUGGUAGAAACAUUCGUUAGACCAUAAUAAUUAUAUGUACUACCAAUCAGGUAAAUUUAUACAGUAGCAUAGAUAAAUUGUAACCUAACCUAAACUAAUCUUCCCAGCUCACGUGCUGCACGAAAGCAUACGAAACACGUGCUACCAAAGUUGCGAGCACAGAUUAGGCAGAAGGGAACUAAACGUAAGUCAUUUAUUUCACUUAACUAUAAAAACGAUUCGAACCAAACGAAAUCAUGAACUAUGUGGCAAUUAACGUAGGAAUUUUCUUUGUAAUUUUCUCUGAAGGAAUUUAUUAACGCCACCGAAUAAACGUAGAUAUUGUUAAAUAAAGGUCGUUUAAACAAAUCGGAAAAAUUCUAUUCCUCUGUCUGUCGC
Messenger RNA from Uranotaenia lowii, 3037 nucleotides. RefSeq lists its product as uncharacterized. Gene Ontology annotation, molecular function: nucleic acid binding. The record is from RefSeq and is a predicted model, not a curated record. Bases 1 to 2457 code for a protein of 818 amino acids. Gene Ontology annotation, biological process: DNA integration. The transcript has 2 exons. Lineage: Eukaryota; Metazoa; Arthropoda; Insecta; Diptera; Culicidae.